Messenger RNA from Dendrobium catenatum, 792 nucleotides. RefSeq lists its product as uncharacterized. The record is from RefSeq and is a predicted model, not a curated record. Gene Ontology annotation, molecular function: aspartic-type endopeptidase activity. Lineage: Eukaryota; Viridiplantae; Streptophyta; Magnoliopsida; Asparagales; Orchidaceae. Gene Ontology annotation, biological process: proteolysis. The annotation marks the transcript as partial. The transcript is spliced from 2 exons.
CCUGGGCAUAUGGCUAGGAACUGUCCAAAGGGCCCAAGGGAGGGAAGGUCUAGUGCUCCAUCUCAGCAAAGUACUGGGAGACAUCCUACUGUUGGUAGACCGAGGGUUCAAGAGUCUACUGCUUCUGUUUCUGCUUCAGCUCCUAGUCUGCCGGUUGCGAGACCUGUGUGUUUCCCUACUAGAGUACUUUUUGAUACUGGAGCAUCGCAUUCAUUCAUUAGCCAGGAUUUCAUUAAGAAGCAUACAUUGGAUGUUUGCACCAUGCCUACUGUAUUGUCUUUGCUGUUACCGGAUGGGUCUAGGAUAACUGCUACACUUAUGUGUUCCACUUUUCUCACUAUUUGUGAGGAGUUUGAUGUUCGGUUGGUAGUCUUACCCCUGUUGGAGUUUGAUGUGAUCUUAGGAAUGGAUUGGAUGUCGAAUCAAUUCAUUUCCAUUGACUGCAAUAAGAAAGUGGUGAAGAUCAAGUUUCCUGGAGGAAAGAAACUUGUUUUUCAGGGUGAUCGAGGUGUAUCCUCUAUGAUCAUAUCUUCUAUGAAGGCUUGUAGUUUACUUUUGAAGGGAUACCCAAGCUUUCUAGCACAUGUAAGGGACACUUCCAAGCAAGUGCCAGAAUUGAAGGAGAUUGCUGUAGUGAGAGAUUUUCCUGAUGUGUUUCCUGACGUUCUACCUGGAAUGCCUCCGAUUAGAGAGAUUGAUUUCUCAAUCGUUCUUGUACCUGGUGCUGAGCCUGUUUCAAAAGCACCAUAUCGUAUGGCAGUAAAGGAACUUCAGGAAUUGAAGUCUCAAUAG